Molecule: messenger RNA, 1755 nt
Organism: Colletotrichum fioriniae
Lineage: Eukaryota; Fungi; Ascomycota; Sordariomycetes; Glomerellales; Glomerellaceae
Source: RefSeq, a predicted model, not a curated record
AUGUCAGGAUCAAUUGCGGUCGAGUCAACCAACCUGGGCUCUCCAGCGCGGCGGAUGGCUCUUGAAUCGAGGGUCAGCGGGGCGCUGGCGUCUAGGCCACGCCGAUCUGGUGGCAUACCGGUUCCCAGGCCACUUCCUGAACCUGGACCCAACGAUGAUGAGGACUUCAAUCCUUUUGCUGGACGCGUCUUGAAUCGCACACCCCCUCGUCAUGGUGCUGCUCUUGGAAGAGUACCUCCUCGCCAGCCCGAACCUGAACCUGAACUCGACCAGGAACCCGAACUACCGCCUACGCCCACGCAGAGGGGCCAAGCUGACCCUGUCGUCACGACACCUCCCCGCGGCAUCCACGAUACACCCUCGAAGAAGAGGCGGCGGAAUGCUUCACCAUCUAAGAGUUCGCCACUGAAGCAACCGCCUCUCCGACCACCCGAGUUUUCUCACAAGGCGCAGGAGCCCUCCAAGAAGGUCAUGGCACGGGCUGCCCGAGAGAAGAGCCCUACUCAGAUGGCAAAGCAGACAAGAUCAACAACCGGUCCCUCUGGAACACACGAGGCGCGUGGAAUACCAGUGCCUGAUCCCUACUCGGAGCUCAAGGAGACGAGAGACGCGCUUGAGGCGGAACUCGCCAAGUUGGAGGCCGACCUGGAACUAGCAACCGAUGAGAACGAGCGAAUACGCAAGGCUCAGGCUCGUCGAUCCGGUGAUGUGCAGCCUUUGGGACGUUCUCGUCAAAACCAACUCCUCGACUUGCUCCGCCGUCAUCUCGUACCACCUGAGAAGGAAGCUAAGCCAGAUGCUGCGCAAGGAUGGUUCGACAUGGCCAUGAAUCCAACAUCAUGGCUUUCGUUUGGAUCUCUAGGACAAGCUCAGCUUUCCAUACCAAAGGAAGAGCCAGAGGAUCUCCCCACUCCGACUUCGCACCACCCCAUACAGAUGACGGCCGUCGAUGAGCUUCCAUACCUUCAAGCCUUUACCCCCUUUGAAUUUUCAGCGACGACAAACAUGCUGCCGAAAGAAAGCGAUUCCGAUCCUCUACUUCGGAAACACAACAUCGUCAUUAGAUCGGCUCAUCCAGCGGGUCUGUUUAUGGCCAAGAUGGAAAUGACGGUCGACACGGAGAACCUUCGAAUCAAAGAGCUUGCAGUACCCCGUCUAGACCCUGCAGCUGUCGCGGAACUAGGCCCUUUUGUCGAAAAGGUCUCGAGCGGAGGCUCCAACACUCACAUGAACCGAAAUGUUAGCGUGGUGACUUGGGCCAUGUCCGAGUGGUAUAGAGUCGCUGUCGAGAGAGCAAAUGUUUGGCACACCCUUGACACCGAACUUGGCGACAAAGAAAAGCUGGCGCAGAGCGUGGCGAGGAUACGGACACGACGGAAAAAGCGAAGGAGAAAAGAUGACGAUGAAGAAAAUAGCCAGGACGCGGAUGGUAUCACCGAGAGGAAUCGGACUGAGAACCUGCCUCGGUCAGUACUGUUGCCUCAUCUCGGGAGAACAGCCUACGAGAUUCCGAUACCGGGUGCCGUGAAGGAAGAAACAUCGUGUUUGAGAUUACAGUGGCGGAUUGAUUUUGACUGGACGGGCGAGGCGCAAAGCAAGGUUGGACUGGUGAUUGGCAUGCCUGGCAAGUGUGACGAGCGCGGUUCACUCGCGGCAGCGUCCAAAGUUUUUGAAAGAUUUGUUCGGGGUAACGAGGGACCGAUGACGGCGGUACGAACUGUCGUUGCAUUGCUGGCGGGAGACGCGUUGUCUUGA